AUGCCGGAUCGCCUGCGCCGUGCCACAGAGAAACUCAAGAUUUUGACCAAAAUGCGACCCUGGCCACCACAUCGUUCGAGGAAGAGACAGCCGGAGAAAGGUUCCAGUCGCUGUCAUCUUAUGGAAUUACCUACGGAGCUGCUCCUGGAAAUCAUCUCGCAUCUCACACUGCUGCCAGAAGCAGCGCUGGCGCUUACUUGCAAGCGCAUGUUUGCAAUAUCUGGAGAGAUCCUCGCCUCCAAGUCCCUCCGAUUCAGUCGUGACUUUGCGCCCUUGUUCCACCACUACCGCAACGGACACAAUUACGUCACGCCAAGAUGGCAGUUCCUCACCCUGCUAGAGAACAGCAGAUGGCGUUUAUGCUCGAAGUGCCUGAAACUCCAUCCUCGAGCCGCAUUUUUGCCCCGAGAGUUGCGACGCAAAUCAGACAAUCGAACCUGCAAUAUCGGAGACUUGGCAGGGAUUGUCGACCUGUGCCCGUGCAAGAAGUUGACAUUCCGGGACAAGAUGGACCUAGUGGACCAUCUGCGCGUGCGGCAGAUCACUCUCGCGGCCCUCCAAUCCCAGUUCGGCAAUUCAGUCACAGACCGAUAUUGCUGGCACUCAUGCACCGAGCAGUACGGGCCAACAGAGCUUAAAGUAGCUUUGUUUCCCGAAAUCAACGAGGAGAACCAACUGGUCAUUCGCACUGAGUACCAUCUCACGACAGAGCCGGGCCAGGUCGGCAAGGAGGAAUGCAUGACGCCGCGUUUCGGGUGUGCUCACCGAUCUGUGGACCUAUGGCUCUCGAGCGUGCAUCAAACCACCAUCUGCCGGUUAUACGAUUCAUUCUGCAGCUCCUGCAGACGCAUUUCUGUCUGCAGUGCCUGCAACACGACGUUGAAGUGUCCUCGCAAGCAACCGCUCAACACGGACAAGUCCGGCAAGCUGGCGACCUAUUCUUUCUGGACGCAGAGAUCUCUUGGAAGCAUUUCAUCUUUUCCGGACCAGGACUGGGCUAUUCAAAGAAUCCACCCCGCUGAGCCGUCCAUAAGCGUGGACAACUGUAAUGAACUUUGCCCGUGGACUGUCCGGGAGCAUCCCCCGCUUACUUUUGCGCCCAGUCUGGACCAGGAGAUUAUUGAUCCUGCCGUGAAUGAUCAGACUAUGUCCCAGCUGUAUUCGUCGAUUCGCAUGAUAUAA
Molecule: messenger RNA, 1182 nt
Organism: Penicillium lagena
Lineage: Eukaryota; Fungi; Ascomycota; Eurotiomycetes; Eurotiales; Aspergillaceae
Exons: 1
Coding region: 1-1182 (393 amino acids)
Molecular function (GO): protein binding
Source: RefSeq, a predicted model, not a curated record